This is a messenger RNA of Dioscorea cayenensis subsp. rotundata (Guinea yam), 1381 nucleotides long. Its product is annotated as zinc finger protein CONSTANS-LIKE 5-like. The transcript is spliced from 2 exons. The coding region runs from base 79 to 1116 and encodes 345 amino acids. The record is from RefSeq and is a predicted model, not a curated record. Gene Ontology annotation, biological process: regulation of flower development; regulation of photoperiodism, flowering. NCBI's taxonomy places the organism in Eukaryota, Viridiplantae, Streptophyta, Magnoliopsida, Dioscoreales, Dioscoreaceae. Gene Ontology annotation, cellular component: nucleus. Gene Ontology annotation, molecular function: zinc ion binding; protein binding.
GAACAAGCACUUAGACCCCAGACUCCAACCAACCACUUCACACAAGAAAGAAAGAAAGAAAGAAAGAAAGAGUUUUGAAUGGCGAGUGAAGCGGAGGAGAAGAGCUACUGGGGAAUGAACGGACGAGCGUGUGACACGUGCAGGGGAUCACCGGCUCUGAUCUACUGUAGAGCAGAUUCGGCGUUCCUCUGCGGCACGUGCGAUGCGCGUGUGCACGGGGCGAACCGUGUCGCGUCCCGGCACGAGCGUGUUUGGGUUUGCGAGGUUUGCGAGCAAGCUCCCGCCGCCGUCACCUGCAAGGCCGACGCGGCGGCGCUCUGCGCCGCCUGCGACGCCGACAUCCACUCCGCCAACCCCCUCGCUCGCCGUCACGAGCGCUCACCCAUCGUCCCCUUCUUCGACUUCCCAGCCACCAAAACCCUCCUCUUCAAACCCUCCGACGACGAUGACGACGCUGUCGCCGUCGACCCCACCGCUGCCGCUGCUGAAGAAGCCGAGGCCGCGUCUUGGAUCUUACCAAACCCUAACCCUAACCCUAAUCAUAAGGGGAUGGAGAUGCUAUUUGGGGAUGUAGAUCCGUACCUGGAUUUCGAUUAUGCCGCUCCGGUGAUGGAUAGCGUCGUGCCGGUGCAGACGAAGGUAAUUGGUGGCUCCGGCGGUGCUCCGCCGGUUCUCGCCACGGAUGGAUGCAUCGAGCUUGAUUUCACCCGGGCCAAGGCUUCUUAUAGUAGCUACAACACCACCCACUCCUUCAGCCACAGCGUAUCAUCGUCGGAGGUGGGAGUGGUGCCGGACGGGAACGGGAACGCGAUGGCGGAUGUGACCAACCCUUACGGAAGCGCAGGGAGGCCAUCGGCGGCGGUGGUGGCGAUGGAUCGAGAGGCGAGAGUGAUGCGGUACCGAGAGAAGCGCAAGACUCGGAGGUUCGAGAAGACGAUCCGCUACGCAUCUCGCAAGGCCUACGCCGAGACACGGCCACGGAUCAAGGGCCGCUUCGCUAAGCGAUCGGAGAUCGAGACGGAGAUCGAUCCCAUCUUCUCCUCCGGCUCCGGCGCCGGCGUCGCCUCUACCGCCUUCAUGAUCGAUCCCGGCUAUGGCGUUGUUCCUUCCUUUUAAUCAAAAUGAUCUCAACCGUUGGAUGAGAUCUGGAUCUGGAUCUGGAUCUCUCGCUCUCUCUGUUUUUAUAUAUAUAAUUUUUUUUUUGUUAUUUUAAUAAUUCUGUAAAUUAUGCUUAGUUAUUUUACUCGUUGGAAAAACGAGUUUUUUUUUUUUUUUAAUUUCUGGGCUUUUUUGGGGACCAGAAUGGGAAACGUUUUAAUGUAUCAUGUAUGCAACUAGUUUUGUUUUAUGGGAAACGAGUUCCUAGUUAAUAGACUUUUAA